Molecule: messenger RNA, 1059 nt
Organism: Anolis sagrei ordinatus
Lineage: Eukaryota; Metazoa; Chordata; Lepidosauria; Squamata; Anolidae
Source: RefSeq, a predicted model, not a curated record
AUGGCCUUAUGCAUAGCUUUCCUCUUGUACAUCUGGACUCCCUUUCUCCAAGCUGCAAAUGAAGUCUCUCGACCUUGUGUUUUUCCUUUCAUUUUUGAGGGCAAAUUAUACUCAACAUGCACUACGAAUGGUACCAGGAAGAAUCAGCCAUGGUGCUCUGUCACCAGUAACUAUGACAAACAUCGCCGAUGGAAACCAUGUACUCUGACUGAAUAUGGAGGCAAUUCUGGUGGAAAGCCAUGUGUUUUUCCCUUUCUCUACCAGCGCCGUACUUAUUACACAUGCACUAGGAAAUUUUCUAAAGGCCGGUUUUGGUGUUCCACAACAGGGAACUACGACAUAAACAGGAAGUGGAGUUACUGUGCUGAUAACAGACUAGAGGAGAGCUACCCUACUCAGCCCUGUUUCUUCCCAUUCAUGUACAGAAACAAGUUAUAUACAUCUUGUACAACUGCUGGGAGGACUGAUGGGAAGCUCUGGUGCUCUGUCAACAGAAACUAUGAUAUGAGACCCUCAGCAGUAUUUUGUGAGCCCACAGAAAAAUCCCCCUGCAGUUUCCCCUUCAUGUUCAAGAACACAUCCUAUUCUUCGUGCACUAAAGACGGGUCAAUAGAUGGGCAGCUGUGGUGUGCCACAACCUCAGACUAUGAAAAGGACAGCAAAUGGAGAGCGUGUGCAACUGAAGAGUAUGGAGGAAAUUCCAAUGGUGCCCCCUGUUUCUUCCCCUUUACCUACAAAAAUCAGAAACACAGUAGUUGUACGAAUGAGGAUGAACAGCAUGGGAGAUAUUGGUGUGCAACAACAGAGAACUAUGAUGUGGACUUCAAAUUCAGCUUCUGUGCUGACACAAAACUUGAAAAUGUGGAGCCUCUGGAGACAGGAAAUCAUAACCCUCCUAAUAAGCUGUGUGUCUUUCCAUUCAUCUAUGGAGGCAAGUCUUACUCAACUUGUACAACUGAUGGUUUUAACUCCCAGACUGGCUGGUGUUCUCUCACAGAUGAUUUUGACAGAGAUCAGAAAUGGAAAUACUGCACAGCUUCAGAUUAUACAGACCAAUAA